This is a messenger RNA of Bubalus bubalis (water buffalo), 561 nucleotides long. RefSeq names its product spermatogenesis-associated protein 21. The record is from RefSeq and is a predicted model, not a curated record. Bases 1 to 561 code for a protein of 186 amino acids. The transcript is spliced from 3 exons. NCBI's taxonomy places the organism in Eukaryota, Metazoa, Chordata, Mammalia, Artiodactyla, Bovidae.
AUGGACAGCGGGAACACCCAGAUGUACGUGGAGGAUAGGAUCGAGGCGCCAGGGGCCCGGCCAAGCCCUGGCCUGAGGACUGCCAGCGACAGGGCUGGCCAUGAGCCCACCACAUCAGAAGUCUGCCAGGCUGUGUUUCCAGAUGCUGAAGCGAUGGACAGUGGCCCGCAGCCCUCACCAGCCCUGGGAGCCCCGGAGACCGGGCCCGGACACAGAGACGCGUCCGAGCAGGGCUUUCCGCAACUCAGUCCCCAGGAGCAGAAGCCUCCGGCAGGACCAGGGACAAAGCUGUCAUCUUGGGUCCCCCAGGAAGGGCCCAGGGAGCUGCAAGCAGACCGGGAUCCGGCCACGCCAGGAAGUGAGCUGGGGGUGUCCCCCAGCGGGGUCCCUGUGACGCAGGAAGGGCUGCAGCAGCAGGGCUCAGGGAAGGAGACUGAGGACCAACAGGGGAGCCAGAGGAGCCCAGAGCCAGUGGAGGGCCAGGGCCCUGAGAGCCGCCAGAUAGUGUCCACAGACUCCCAGGCAAGAGGGGAUGGGAUGGCCGGCUCGCAGGGGAGGUGA